AUGCAAUCUCCCGAGAACGAAAACGAGACCAACGUCCCCGUCUAAUCGUCGCUCUCCGAAAACCCUAAUUUUCAGCUUAAAAAUCCACCGAUGGCGAGAAGAUCCGCUUCGAUCCUCAAUCGCCUUCUGGCGAAGAAUCCGCCUUCUCCAUUCACCGCACCGACCCGAUCCAUCACCUACAUGCCUCGACCCGGCGACGGAGCCCCACGCACCGUGACCCUGAUUCCGGGAGACGGGAUCGGACCUUUAGUGACCGGUGCGGUGGAACAGGUCAUGGAGGCGAUGCACGCGCCGGUUCACUUCGAGCGGUACGAGGUUCUAGGGCACAUGAGGAGAGUCCCAGAGGAAGUCAUCGAGUCUGUGAAGAGGAACAAGGUUUGCCUCAAAGGUGGAUUAGCGACUCCCGUCGGCGGAGGAGUCAGCUCCUUGAAUAUGCAAUUGAGGAAAGAGCUCGAUAUCUUCGCUUCUCUCGUCAAUUGCAUCAACGUCCCUGGUUUAGCCACGAGGCACGAGAAUGUCGACAUCGUCGUCAUUAGAGAGAACACGGAAGGUGAGUAUUCGGGUCUCGAGCACGAGGUUGUUCCUGGUGUUGUCGAGAGCCUUAAGGUGAUAACUAAGUUUUGUUCUGAGAGAAUUGCUCGAUAUGCAUUUGAGUAUGCGUACCUGAACAAUAGGAAGAAAGUGACUGCUGUUCAUAAAGCCAACAUUAUGAAGCUAGCCGAUGGGCUCUUCCUCGAAUCUUGCAGAGAGGUUGCUAAACAUUAUCCGGGCAUUACAUACAACGAAAUCAUCGUUGACAAUUGUUGUAUGCAGCUUGUCGCUAAGCCCGAACAAUUUGACGUCAUGGUGACGCCUAAUUUGUAUGGUAACCUUGUUGCAAACACGGCGGCUGGAAUAGCCGGUGGCACUGGAGUGAUGCCUGGAGGAAAUGUUGGUGCGGAACAUGCGAUAUUCGAGCAAGGAGCAUCAGCAGGAAAUGUGGGAAACGAUAAGAUAGUGGAGCAGAAGAAAGCGAAUCCUGUGGCUCUACUUCUCUCAUCGGCUAUGAUGCUUAGACAUCUCCGGUUUCCUACUUUCGCCGACCGGCUUGAGACCGCAGUGAAACAAGUGAUACAAGAAGGAAAAUGUCGAACGAAAGAUCUUGGAGGAGAUUGCACCACGCAGGAAGUUGUUGAUGCGGUCAUCGCUGCUCUUGAGUGAAAUUAAGCCCUAUGUGAGCCUGUGCUUCUGCCUGCUGCUUCUUCCUUUUUAAAUUAAACUAAGAGAAAAGUUUUGGUUCCUCUGUUUUCAGUUGCUAUUACUUCUUACUGAUUGUUUUUUGC
Molecule: messenger RNA, 1322 nt
Organism: Eutrema salsugineum
Lineage: Eukaryota; Viridiplantae; Streptophyta; Magnoliopsida; Brassicales; Brassicaceae
Product: isocitrate dehydrogenase [NAD] regulatory subunit 3, mitochondrial
Exons: 4
Coding region: 91-1200 (369 amino acids)
Biological process (GO): tricarboxylic acid cycle; isocitrate metabolic process
Cellular component (GO): mitochondrion
Molecular function (GO): isocitrate dehydrogenase (NAD+) activity
Source: RefSeq, a predicted model, not a curated record